Molecule: messenger RNA, 3489 nt
Organism: Colletotrichum phormii
Lineage: Eukaryota; Fungi; Ascomycota; Sordariomycetes; Glomerellales; Glomerellaceae
Product: glycerophosphoryl diester phosphodiesterase
Exons: 4
Coding region: 1-3489 (1162 amino acids)
Biological process (GO): glycerophospholipid catabolic process
Molecular function (GO): glycerophosphocholine phosphodiesterase activity; protein binding
Source: RefSeq, a predicted model, not a curated record
AUGAAGUUCGGCAGAAAUCUCCCCCGCAACCAAGUCCCCGAGUGGGCGGCCUUCUACAUCAACUACAAGGGCCUGAAGAAGUUGAUCAAGGCCGCGGCGCAAUCGGCCAAGAACGGAGAGACGGUGGAUCUUGCAGAAUUCUUCUUUGCCCUGGAUCGUAAUCUCGAAGACGUCGACUCUUUCUACAACCGCAAGCUUGGCGAGGCCGUCCGCCGUCUCAGUCUGUUGCGCGACCGCUAUGGCCGCGUUCCCGACGUCGUCUCCAAUCUCGAUGAAGAUGAGACCGAGGAGCUCAUGGGCGCUCUCUACGAGAUGCGCAUCAUGCUGAGAAACCUCAAUUGGUUCGCCGAGAUCAACCGCAGAGGCUUCGUCAAAAUCACAAAGAAGCUCGACAAGAAGCUCCCCGAGACGGCUUCUCAGCAUCGCUACAUCUCUACAAAGGUCGAUCCCUUGCCAUUCGCUAAGGACACGACGAGCACGCGCCUCCUCACUGAGAUUAACAAAUGGAUUUCCGCCCUGGGUGACGCCCGCAACGUCGACGACUCCAAGUCGGACAGGUCAGUGCGGUCGCUGGGCCGCGUAUCCUCCAAGGCCAUGUUGACUUUGUCGCAAAACCUACUCGACACCCUGGAGCAGGCCAUCCGCAACGACAAUGUCGAGUCGCUUAAGACCGGACUGGAAGAGGGCAACGUGACGGGCGAGCAAUCGUCUCAAAGCUUGCUUCUCAACCUCCUGCAGCGUUCCAUUGCUGCGAGAUCCAAGGCGAGCAUCGCCUAUCUUAUCGAUCAGCUGCCGUCCAUUUACGAGCCCGAUGACAUCAACCACCGCAACUGCAUUCACCGGCUCGUCAUUCACAUUGGCAGAACCAAGUCGUCUGAUCCCGAUAAUGAGCCGAAAUCGUACCCUUUCCCGAUCGGCACUCAGUUCACUUCUCACGACCUCCAGCCAGCAGUCUCGCAGGCUGUGGUUCCCCGUGCACUCAAUCAGAACGAGACGAAGCUACUUGGUAAAGAUGACGAGGCUGUUCAGAUUCUCAUGUACCUACUUGACACCCUCAAGCCCGAGCACAGAGAUGCGCUCAGCGGCAGAGACUCCUUUGGACGUUUGCCGCUCCACUAUGCUGCCCGAUUUGGCUUCGUUGUCGUGUGCCAAAUCAUCAUGGCCAAGAUGCAGGAAUGGGGUCAAUUCAACGUCGAGAAUGGCAUCGACGCCCCCGAGUGGCAGGAUAACGAAGGAUAUGCUCCUUUGCACCUGAGUGUCGUGGGUGGACAUCCAUUGACCACCAAAGCCCUUCUCCAGGGAGAAAAUUGGCAGGGUGUGAGUCUCAGGAAGGCCGAGAUGAGACGAACGGUAUCCAAAUCCGGCGCGGUUCUCGCUAUGGCCACCAAGUCCAACUACAAGGUCAUUGUCGAGAUGCUCGUUGAAGCUGGUGUCGACAUCAACUGGCAGGACAAGACGGGUGAAACCGCUCUGCACCUAGCCUCCCGGUUCGGUCACGAUGAGAUUGCAAAGUCGCUGAUUGCCGGCACCGACGAGCAGAAAGCCGACCUCGAGAUCGCAGAGAACACCUACGCCUGGACGCCGCUGCAUGUCGCCGCCGUCGACGGUCACUUGUCGAUGGUACAGCUGCUGGUCGACUCUGGCGCGGUUGUUGCCAAGGCCGACUCGUCUGGUUGGACCGCCAAGGAACACGCCGCCCUGCGUGGCCAUCUCGACAUUGCCAGGCUUCUCGCGACUCAAGCCGAGUCCGAAAUUGUGCAGCCUACGAACAAUCUCAAGAUUUCCAAUGAGAGCUCUCCUCGGUCUUCGUCACCCGAGAACAUGUCUUCAAUCGAUGGCCGCAAGUCAAAUGGUGCAAUUCGUCCCGUUGAGCCGGUCAAGACUUUUGGUCAUCGCUACCUCACCGAUCAGAGCAUGGUUCUCGUCAGCCUCGGGUCCAUGGAUAUGCGCAAGAACAUCGAGGCAGUCAAGCUCGACCGUGUUCCCUUGACCGAAGCCCACUUGACCGAACUCGACACAGCCUUGUCCAUUGUCGUGUCAGCCAGUGGUGCCAAGGGAGAGCCCACCAUUGUUGACUUGCCUGUUCACGAGACCAUCUCUACGGAGCCUAUUGUGUUCACUUCGGCUGACCCUUCCCAGGUCAAGCUGAUGUUUGACAUUGUCCCAACUUACUCUGGAAACGAGAAGAACAAGAUUGGACGCGGUGUGGCCCUUUUGUCUUCCAUCAGGCCUACGCUUGGCACGAAACGUAUGAACCUUCAGGGUGAUGUCUGUGUGCCGAUUCUGGCCAGCAACUUGGAUGUCAUCGGCACGGUCAACUUCAACUUCUUGGUUGUCACGCCUUUCUCGCACCCCAACAUGGAAAUCAACUCACAGCAAACCUACUGGAAGAAGCUAGCUACAACGAUGGUCAUUGGUCACCGCGGCAUGGGUAAGAACAUGACGAGCAACAAGUCCCUCCAACUCGGAGAGAAUACGGUACCUUCAUUCAUCGCAGCAGCCAACCUGGGCGCGCAGUACGUCGAAUUCGACGUCCAGUUGACCAAGGAUCAUGUCCCGGUUAUCUACCACGACUUUCUUGUCAGUGAGACGGGUAUCGAUGCACCGGUCCACACCUUGACCCUGGAGCAAUUCUUGCACAUCAACCCCGAUUCGAACCGCACCAAUGGUGUCAACUAUGGUGUUAACAAUGGUGUAAACGCAGUCAAUGAGAGAAUUGAGCGAGUGAGAAACAACGCACCUGGCCCUAGACAGCGAUCUUUGUCCAUGGGCUACGCCGGUGAUGGCCUCAAUGGACACAGUGAAGAACGCAUGAAGCACACUCGGGACUUCAAGGAAAAGGGGUACAAAGCCAACUCCAGAGGUAACUUCAUUCAAGCUCCAUUCGCCACCUUGGAGGACUUGUUCCGACAGCUCCCUGAGCAUAUCGGCUUCAACAUUGAGAUGAAGUACCCCAUGCUCCACGAGAGUGAAGAGCAGGAGAUGGACACCUACGCCGUCGAGCUUAACUCCUUCUGCGACACUGUCCUUUCCAAGGUCUAUGACCUUGCUGGCAACAGACACAUCAUCUUCAGCUCCUUCAACCCCGAUAUCUGUCUCUGCUUGACCUUCAAGCAGCCUUCCAUCCCCAUCAUGUUCUUGACGGAUGCGGGCACCUGCCCUGUCGGUGAUAUCAGAGCAUCCUCGCUGCAGGAGGCGAUUCGUUUCGCCAGUCGCUGGAACUUGAUCGGUAUUGUCAGCGCCGCCGAGCCGCUGAUUAACAGUCCCCGGCUGGUGCGCGUCGUCAAGGAAAGCGGUCUGCUGUGUGUCAGUUACGGUACAUUGAACAACAAUCCCAUCAUGGUCCAGCGCCAAGUAAAGGAAGGCAUCGACGCAGUGAUUGUGGACAACGUCCUCGCCAUUAGAAAGGGCCUGACGACGACCGAGGCUGAAGUUCUGAAGGGUGCUGGCGAAGACCUAGAGGAGGGAUCCGAGGGUGACUCGGCUUAG